AUGAACAGUGAACGUGAACAGAUGUUCACAGUUGAUUAAAAUCAGCAUCGUGGUGGGUUCAUUCGGUUCGUUCAGUUCUAUGUGAACAUGUUCAGAUCAAACAUGUUGUGCUCACAAUAUAAUCAGUGAACAAAACUCAACAUUGUAUGAGCUAGUCUCGUAUGCGUCAUUUCAGUGAGUGUCUGAAUAGUCGUCUGAGUCAAUACAUUACGUUCGAGAGCAAUAAAUGAAUUAGUUGAUAAAAGCAAAAGCAAACAAACAAACAGGCAAACAGAAAACAAAACAAAAAUAUGUCAGAGGAUCAAAAUUUUGUAUUAGAACAAAUUGCGAAAAAGGUGUACAGUUUAUCGGCCAAACGCAAUGUUAGAAGUGCCGUAUGGAGCAUAUUAUCCGAAGUAAUUAAGGACGAUGGCGUUGUUUUGAAGGGUUAUUUAUAUUGUCUGAUGUGUGACAAGCUUGUCAAAUAUUCACCAAAACAAUUGUCAAAUUUAAAUCGUCACAAAUGUUGUCAAAACCUUAAGGAUCCUAAGCCGAAAUGCGAAAAAAUUGUUACACAAGCUGAUAAGAAAACCGCCAUAGAUGCUUGUGUUGCAUGGAUUACAGAGGAUUGUCAACCGUUUUCGGCCAUCGAUGGUUCCGGAUUUCAAAGAAUGGCACAAUUUUUUAUCAAUAUUGGAGCAAAGUAUGGUGAUAAUAAUAAUAUCGAAGAACUGCUACCAGAUGCGUACACACUUUCCCGUACAACACAGAAUGCCGUAGAUGAAACGAAAAAUCAAACCAAAAACGAUGCACCCGAUAUUUUCGAUGAGGAUGAGGCAAGCAUGAAUGACGAUGAAUUUUUUAGCAAACAAUCCUAUGAAGUUGAAGAAGAUGCUCUAAAUCUAGAUGAAAGUAGUGGUGGUGGUGACCCCAACGAAUCAGAGAUGGAAACAGUGAAACCGAUUAACAAUACGAGCGCCCAUCGCUUGGAGCCACAUCGAUCGUCAUCAAAAUGGAACGAAUCAAGUGCAGGUCAUAUUGGCAGUACUUCUGCUGGCGUCUCAGCCAAUUAUAGGGCGAGAAAACGAGGCCAAAAUAAGCAACAACGUAAACGUAAUGUCAGUCACACUGAUGAUAAUGGAAGUGCUUGCCAUGAUGAGGAUUCUUACGAUUAUAACAACGAACACAAGAAUGAUGAUAAUGAUGAUGAUGAUGAGUAUGAUGGAGAUCGAAAUGAUUAUGUGGCAGCAAAGAAACGACGUUGCCAAACUUCAACCGAUCGUGAGACAGAGAACGAAUGUGUAUUAAUUGGUAAGCGUAUGGCAACCCACUUCCGUAAUAUGCUACCCGAUCAGCGACUAUAUGCGGAACGCAUCAUUAGCGAGGUGCUUGUCUAUGGCCGAAUGAAUCGUCUCACGAUAGAGACGCGAUUUAUGCCGGACAAUUAGGCAGCAGAGGCGACUGGGAAAAUGCAUUUUGUAUACUAAACAAAAAAAGGAAAACAAUUGUGA
Molecule: messenger RNA, 1490 nt
Organism: Drosophila willistoni
Lineage: Eukaryota; Metazoa; Arthropoda; Insecta; Diptera; Drosophilidae
Exons: 2
Coding region: 291-1427 (378 amino acids)
Molecular function (GO): DNA binding
Source: RefSeq, a predicted model, not a curated record